This is a messenger RNA of Folsomia candida, 902 nucleotides long. RefSeq names its product threonine-rich protein. Lineage: Eukaryota; Metazoa; Arthropoda; Collembola; Entomobryomorpha; Isotomidae. Bases 90 to 548 code for a protein of 152 amino acids. The record is from RefSeq and is a predicted model, not a curated record. The transcript is spliced from 3 exons.
CUCCGGCGUCUCGGGACAUUAAUCUGUGAAGAUUGCCAAACUUUAAGGAAAACAACUUUGUAGUGCCAAAAAAAAUCAAAAUUUUUGCAAUGAAAACUUUCUUCCUUUUGGGAACUUUCCUCCUCUUUUCGGUCCUCAUCCAGUCAGAAGCUUUCGGCUUCGGGUUUGGAAAUGGCUCCGAAGAAGAAAGAAGCGUGCAAAUAUUGUAUUUGAAUCAUCGGCGAUGUAACGCUGUCGGAACAAAAGUCGUCGUAACUCGGGCUGACGGAUCGUCAGAAUCCUGCACGUGUCAAGGACCACCCACUCAGCCACCCACGACGACGGGGACAAGUCCGAUACCAACCUCAACUACGACCGCACCCCCUACAACUUCUGCGCGACGGGGUGGCUGGCGACCCCGACCGACGCACCCACCCCCGCGCCCAAGAAGCACGUGGGCAUGCACUACUACCCCUUCUUCGCCAACGACCGUAUCUGCCGCGCCCACGACCGUGUCUGGUGCGCCAACGACGGCAGUCCCCACUACGACCACUCCACUUGGAGGAUGAGAAACUUCAUAUUUACCAACUGAGAAAACAUUUUUGGGAAUUUAAUUUAAUCGUUUUCUUAGGCAUUAGAGCGAUUAAUUUCUGCUUGCCUUUAAAAAUUGUAUAGAAGAAUUAUUUUCCAAAUUUAAAACUAGCAAUAGAAUUCUAAUGCUAUUUCGGCUCUAGUUUGAUAAAUUAUGACGAAUUUAGGGAAAUUAAACAUUAUGUACAUUUGCAUAUGUAGUUAAAAAUGUGUAAAUUUUACUUGCUCUGCUGAAAUUCUAGUCAGCUUAAUAAAAGUUUAUGUAAAUGCGUUCAGAAAUUAAAAAGUAGACCAAAAUUAAAUAAAUUACAGAAACUUGGUAUGAAAGCAUA